AUGUGGCUUCUAUUCGUACGACAAGAAAAAGACAAAGAGCAUCUUCUUCAUUUUCAUCAGCUGCGUCUGAAACAAGUACAACUAGUGUCUCAUGCUCAUCGCCUUCUCGCCAUCGUCCUCCUAUUGGUAAGAACCGAAACAACGAGCAAGCAACAAGCACGAGAGCUACUGCACGGGGAGGUCGCGGGACAACAACGAGGACUAGGAGUGCCUCAACAGCAUCUGAAAAGGAUGUUUCUCACUCGGCUUCGGAAAGCACAAGCAGUGCGAAGCAUCGUAAAAUCCAUUGGUCGUCGUGUCGUGGCAAGCGGUAUCGCCAGUACCCUCAAUUCUUCGCCACAUGGAACACGGAUGACAAGCGACAAGGACCCUUCACCGAGUUGGCCGAUUUUGUUCCCGGUGGCAUCCAAUUUAUCCGAAAAAAACGCGUCUACGGCUUGCCGUCUUCAGAUGAAGAUGAGUAAUAUUUAAAUAUUCAUAUUAAAAAUGAGUGAAGGCAGGAUAUUUGAAUAUUCAUUGUGGUUAGAAAUUUUUUGUUGACAAGGCACAACCACAGCUAGAGGUAAUCAGAUGCUGUACUAGAUGUGCAUCAUGACGUUUAAGUGUAUGCGCCGGAUCUGAUCCUAUCAGGGCAGCGCACCUUUGUCUUUCGUUUCUACGUAGCUAUCUGUCGUUGUGUGGGCCUUAACACAGUGAAAAUGCGUAGCACAACGACAAUUGAUGAUUUUCAUUUUCUCUUUCUCUGCUCGUCUCUGAACUGGCCGUGCUACCAGUAUGGCUACUUAGAAGUUUGAAAAAAUUUUGUAAACCUUUUGACUCAAAACGUUUCUAGACUUUUAAUUUUAUUUUCUGACAAAUACGUAACUGCUCUCUCUUGUUUACCUGGAACUUCUGGACGAAAGUCGAUGAAGGGUCAACUUCACGAAUCCUCAUCAGGCACUUCAUACAUAAGUAUCUGGUGUGAGGACCUGUGGUAGUUGUGAUGUAAGCACUUUUCAUUUUCUUGUGGGAUAUUAUAACUACUAGAAUAGUGUAGCGUUUUUGAUCUAGAUUACCACCUUUGCCAGGCUCCUCAGAGGCCGCUAAAAUCUGCCACAUCGGAUGGUAGGCCCCAACCUACCCUAAGUAACCUAACCUUGUGGUUGUGCUGUAAGAACCUGUUAGUACUUGAUACUGUUUCUUUUAGUAUUGACGGGCUUCUGGAU
Messenger RNA from Amoebophrya sp. A25, 1205 nucleotides. NCBI's taxonomy places the organism in Eukaryota, Dinophyceae, Syndiniales, Amoebophryaceae. The record is from the annotation of a GenBank genome assembly.